UGGGCAACAUCGAUAAGGUGCGCGCAGGUGCGAGAGCUCUUUCCAUUCCACGCACUUCCAAGAUUCCUGGUGUCGCCAUGGGUCGCCGCCCAGCUCGCUGUUACCGGUAUUGCAAGAACAAACCGUACCCAAAGUCUCGUUUCUGCCGAGGUGUUCCUGAUGCCAAGAUCCGCAUCUUUGACUUGGGUCGAAAGAAAGCAAAAGUGGAUGAGUUCCCACUUUGUGGCCACAUGGUGUCUGGUGAAUAUGAGCAGCUUUCAUCUGAAGCCCUGGAGGCCGCCCGAAUUUGCGCCAACAAAUACAUGGUGAAAAGUUGUGGCAGAGAUGGCUUUCACAUCCGAGUGCGGCUCCAUCCCUUCCACGUCAUCCGCAUCAACAAGAUGUUGUCCUGUGCUGGGGCUGACAGGCUCCAGACAGGUAUGCGAGGAGCCUUUGGAAAGCCCCAGGGCACCGUGGCCAGAGUUCACAUUGGCCAAGUCAUCAUGUCCAUCCGCACCAAGCUUCAGAACAAGGAGCAUGUGAUCGAAGCCUUACGCAGGGCCAAGUUCAAGUUCCCUGGCCGCCAGAAGAUCCAUAUCUCCAAGAAGUGGGGCUUUACUAAGUUUAAUGCUGAUGAAUUUGAAGAAAAAGUGGCGAAGAAGUGCCUCAUCCCUGAUGGUUGUGGAGUCAAAUACGUCCCCAGUCGUGGACCUUUGGCCAAGUGGCGGGCUCUGCAGUCGUGAAGGCUUUAGCAGCAUGCAUCCUUGGGCCAUGCCAAUAUGACUUAUCUCACCAAUAAAUUCUAUUUACUG
Galeopterus variegatus (Sunda flying lemur) is the source of this 791-nucleotide messenger RNA. Its product is annotated as 60S ribosomal protein L10-like. The transcript has a single exon. The coding region runs from base 78 to 722 and encodes 214 amino acids. Gene Ontology annotation, cellular component: ribosome; cytosolic large ribosomal subunit. Gene Ontology annotation, molecular function: structural constituent of ribosome. Gene Ontology annotation, biological process: translation; ribosomal large subunit assembly. The record is from RefSeq and is a predicted model, not a curated record. NCBI's taxonomy places the organism in Eukaryota, Metazoa, Chordata, Mammalia, Dermoptera, Cynocephalidae.